Fimicolochytrium jonesii is the source of this 5192-nucleotide messenger RNA. RefSeq lists its product as uncharacterized. The record is from RefSeq and is a predicted model, not a curated record. NCBI's taxonomy places the organism in Eukaryota, Fungi, Chytridiomycota, Chytridiomycetes, Spizellomycetales, Powellomycetaceae. The coding region runs from base 72 to 4856 and encodes 1594 amino acids. The transcript is spliced from 2 exons.
UUUUGUGCUUGCAUUUGACCCUGGGUCAUGGGAGAAGUAUAGUAGUAACUUGUAACAGAUAGUUCGCAAGCAUGUUGCGCCGAACGCUGUCCUGCAACGUCGUAUACCGGCGGCGGCUAAUAUCGUCAGGCCUAGUGUUCAGGCCAACGGCGUUCCCCAAGCUGCGAUACUCCGUUCUGAGCGACGACUCCAAGGCCGAGGAGCUAAAGGAGAAGGCUCCCGCUGCUGGCGCUCGUGAGAAGGGAGAGGCGGCGGGUUUGGCAUCGGCGUCACUGACGACUCCCGCGCUCGAUAAUGGAAGUAUCAGUGUUAGUGCCGGCGGUGGGGGACGAAUGACACCCGAGCAGCUCGCUGCACUCUGUGAAGGGUUUUCGACCGCAAUAGAAGACGCCGCGACGGACAAAACGAAGCAUGUGAACAACGGUGAUCAGGUGGAGCGAGAGACGGACGAGGGGCAGCAGUCUGGCGGAAAGGAACCGUCUCAAAUCCUCAAGGACCACGCUGUCGAAGUAGACGCAACCAACGAGUCCUCACCAGUCCAGGAGGAACUUUUGGACACGCAAAGAAUAGAAACGGAGGUUCUGCCAGAGCAGGCGGUGGAGGAAGAGUCCGUCAGAGAGGAGGUGGAAGUAGGGCAGUCUGACAAAAGCGAAGUUCCCGAAUUUGCGAAUGACGUUUCGAUGGAGGUGGAGGCGACCGGUAACGUGUUAAAGAAGUCGGAUGUGGCAGCCCGGGAGGGACCUCAGGAGACACAAAGAGUAGAAAGUGAGAUUCCGUCGGAGCAGGUGGUCGAGGAAGAGCCUCGCGGAGAGGAGGUGGAAGUCAUCAGCGAAGUUUCCGGAUCUACAAAUAAUGUUUCGCUGGAAGUGGACGCGACUAGCGAUCCAUCAAAGGCUGACUUGUCAGUGCAGGAGGAAUCUCGGGAGACGGAAAUCAUAGAUGAGACGGAAAACAUAAGACCCGAAGUUGUAUCAAAGCAAACGGUCGAGGAGUCGUCGUUGGGUUCUGCAACUAAUCAGGGACAAAUGGAAAAUGCCGAGAUACAGGAGAUGAAAGAUAUGAAUACGCCGGUGUUGCCGGAGCAGCUUGUCGAAGAGCAGCUUGGUGCAGAGGGAGCUUUCACAGCUGAUCUGAGCAGUGAACGGAAGGUGCAAUCCGAUAUCGCGAGGGCGGACUCUGAGGUAUCUGCAGUCACGGCAAACGAAACAGAUGCAGAGAUUACGCGAACGGACGCAGCCGCAGACACGGCAAAGCGAUCUGCAGAGGUUGCAACGAACGUGGUUGAGGAAUUUGAAGACAGAGAGGUCACCGAGGAGCACGACGUACCUGUCGCUGAAGCGUCAGCUGGUGUGGGAAGUGACGAUCUGAACGUCAGCGAAAGAGGAAGGGCUGGGUCGGAUACACAGGAGAAGGUUUACGAAGCGGGCAUCAUGGUAGACAAGCCUGCAAAGGAAUCGAACGAUGAUGUUCCUGCCGAGGAUACCGUUACUGCGGAGCCAACAGAGCCAUCGGCUUCGUCGGAGGCGGGAGUGCCUGACCUUGCGUCAAAGGAAACAACUGUAGAUAUUCCCGUGGACUCGACGACUGAUGUCGCAUCGAAUUGGGCAAAGGAAACGUCGCAAGAGAGCAGCCGCGAAACGGUCUCGUCAUCCGUUGACGGCGGGCCAAAUGCUGCCGGUGGGCGCGAAUUGGGAACCAACAACCACAAAGCCGCAGGCUCCGAGGGGAAGGAUGAGAUCUAUGAAGCCGGCAUCAUGGUAGAUCAACCGCCCCCCGCAUCGAAAACUUCGUCCCUUCCUGAGGAAGAUUCCAAUCUCUCUGAAGAGCCCGUCCCGAUCCCGACUCCGGCGCGGAAACCCAACCCCGCCGAGGUACCGGAAGUAAAGCCACUGCGCCCAGGGGAGGAAUACAAAAUCCACACCGACCCAAUCAAAUUGGCAGCCAGGCUCAAAAGCCUCACUCACAAUGGACUGGGAGAGGAGGCCUACCGCUACCUGGAGCUCAACUCCACGGAGGUGGCGAAUGCGGAUGUCUACGCCACGGUGAUGAUGGCGGCCGCCAGGGAGGGCAUGGAGAAGGUAGUGGACAAAUGCUAUCGUCGGAUGCGGGCAAUAGGCUUGACCUUACCUCCACACGGCUUGAAAGCACUCGUUACCAGUGCCGAUGGGGUAAACCCCGCUGACGUCCCAACGGCAAAACGUCAACAGCGAAUGAAGAAUCUUUUGCGGUAUUGGAGCGACAUCCCAGAGCCGAACCUGACUUACGUGAAUGUGUUUCUAGCAACAUGUUUGAAAAACCAGAAUGAGGGAGGCUGGGACCAUGGGCUCGAACUGUUCAACGCGUCGGUAACGGGAAAACCGAUGGGCCUGACCAUAAUACCCAAGCCCGGAAAAGUCGCUAUCGAACUCAUGUUGUCAAUGUGUGCGGCGCGGCAGGAUGAGGUGGGGUUCCAAACGGCAUUGAAGAUCUGGGAAGACGUACUCCUCUUGGCGCAUGAGGCUUCGAAGGACAAAAAGUUCCGAACCUGGCCGAAAGACGCCGCCUUCCGAGGCGGGGCAGAGAGGUAUAUCGACAGCGGGGUCUUGCUACCGCUCAUCUUCUGUUUCGUCAGAGCGGCCCACAUGAGCGAUGCCCAGAAAGGGCUGGACGUUGUUGAGGAUUGGCUUAACCUACCCCGAAGUGCGACCGCACCCAUCGCGACGGGGGUUAAGAAAAUUGCAUUGAGUCGUCCGCUUAUGCACGCUCUCCUGCACCUUACCUCUCGCAUCCGCGAACCCGAGCUUGCGAUCCGCUGGGCCGAAAUUGCGUGGCACCGCGGCAUAGAGCUGGACCAAGCCUGCUUUGACGUCCUCGUCACGCUUCUCAUCAGCACUAACAAACUGGAAGAAGCAUGGGCGUUCCUCAAAAAGUUCGAUGGCCUUCCGUUCGUUAAUGAAAGUCUGGGCCGUUUGUGUGUGUACGCGACAAGCAGGACCACCGAGGACAAUGUAUCGUGGCUAGUACGCGCGCAGGAAGUUAUGGAUGCCGCGGAAAAGGCCGGCGUGAUGCCCAUCACCAGCGCCGAGCAAGCGAGGAGGAUGCGCCUUCAAGAUAUCGCCACGUAUGGCGAGCUGUACGUCGCGCUCGGCCGGUUGGACGAUGCGUGGGCGGUGUUUCAAGCCAAACACCACGACGCGAUCACGAUAACGCGUAACAAGGUCGCCAAAUUGGCAUUGAACGCUCUCCCUAGGCUGUAUUUGGAGGAGCACAAGAAGACGUUGCAGCAUCUGCGAACGGAGGCGGGCAAGAGGCUGGACGUCAAAAGCCGCAUCAAGCUCGUCACGGACAUUAUCGCCAGCUCGCCUUCGGAUGCCGCCGACCUCCAGGCCCGCUACCGGACCUUGAUGGUCAUGCGAAAAUUGAUCAAGGUGCGAUACGCACAAUCGACCGAGAACGAGCAGGCGAUACUCGAGGUUCUGGAAACGCGGAUCGAGGAAGUCCUUGGCAUUUGGGAACUCUUGUACGGCAAGGUUGUGCGCGAUGGAGCCAAGGACUAUGCCGCUCAGAUAAAGGAAUUGUGGCGGGCAAAACGAGUUAGGAAUGGACAGUUGCCAGAGGAAAUGAGGGCACCCUUCCACGUACAUACACCCUUCCCGGGGACCUCGAAGCAACAUCCUGCUCGGGACAUUCGAUCGUCAGGAAAUGACCAUUCUGUAUAUCCAGCGAGGGAUCGUACAGGAGAAACGACUGGAGGAACGAGAGAGCGCAGGCCCGUAGAUCACGGAGACGAAAGCGAUUUCUCCCGUCAAAGGCAUGAAGAGGACUACACCCCAAGAGAUGAGCGGGGUGUUUCGCGCCAAUGGGGUGACCAGGACUAUGCGCCGCAGGACCGGCGAAGAGAUGAUGACCGAGAGAGGGAGAACGUCGACGCCCGUCACACGAGUAACCAUGCUCGAUUUGAGAGAGGGGAGAGACCUCACCGAGGUGCGGGUCGGAGAUUAGAUCAGCGAGAGCCGGAAGGCCGUUCAGACCGAUAUACCGACCGCCGUCGCGAUGAUGAGUCCGUUCCCAAGCGCGAUGACCGACUGGAUGACAGGCCAGAACGGGGUACUGGCCGCCCUGGGGAUGAGCGCGAGCAGGUGCGCAAUCCGAGGGCAGACUUCAGACGCGAGUCCGAUGAGGGAUAUCGGGUGGAGCGGAGUGCAAGAUCUGGACGCGACCCCGAUGAAGCCUAUCGUGUAGAGCGGGGUGCAAGGUCCGAUGAGAGAGAAGAGCUGUCUAAUGACCGUCGCCUCGAUGAUGGGUAUGACCAGGAGAAGCCUGGGAGGGGAGAUACAAGGCCUGAACGGUAUGAUGACCGUCGUCGUGAUGACGGACACGGCCAAGGGCGGGAGGGAAGAACCGCUCGCAGCCGUGACCGCAACACGGAUUUCCGCCGUGAUGACCGAACAGAAUACAAUGACGCCCCUCGUCGUACCGCAAGAAACGACUCCAGCGAUGGACCGCGCGAAGAAAGAGGCAAUCCCCGGCGUGAUCUUCACUCUCGCUCCUCAGAUAGACCAAAGGAAUACCGAAAAGGUCCAGGCAGGGUAGAAGAGAAUGAACACAACGUUCCUAAAUUCGCAGCAAGACGCAGCUUGCACCACAAGGAGACCGCUCGGGUCCUGCAGACAGAGAGGGAUGCCCGUACACUUCGUCAGAAGACCGGAUCUGACGAAUACGACGAUCGUGAUAAGCGACCCGUCCGACGAGAUGAUAGGCGAGAUGAGCGACCUGUCCGACGAGACGAUAGGAGAGAUGAGCGACCUGUCCGACGAGAUGCUAGGAGACGAGAAGACUCGGGGCAGGGUCACCGGGGCCAAAGCCGCGAGGACUGAGGACUGAAGAGCAUGUUUUGUUUGGCCGGCGAUGUGUAGCCUAGCCAUCCUGAGUUGCGGUCCUGCGGCCUUCAUGGAGCGUUUAAAUUGUAGGAGCGCGGUUCUUCAGCGGGGUUCCGGCGUGAGAGAGCAGAGCGUAGAGCACCAAUUUUGUUUCGGAUGUGUAGAGACAUUCUCCCUUUUGUAGAUAGCCUUAUCUAUGAGCUUUGUCAUUGCAUCCAUCUUCCCCGCAUUCGUGUGUAUGUACAUUCUCGCAAAGAAAUAAUAUUGAGCAUUCAGAGACUUCGGUGAGCUCUUCCGAACCGGUAUCUUAUGAUCCGGAAGCUCUGCAGAAUA